Molecule: messenger RNA, 1726 nt
Organism: Aspergillus versicolor CBS 583.65
Lineage: Eukaryota; Fungi; Ascomycota; Eurotiomycetes; Eurotiales; Aspergillaceae
Gene: nbp35
Product: Fe-S cluster-binding ATPase
Exons: 2
Coding region: 435-1463 (342 amino acids)
Biological process (GO): iron-sulfur cluster assembly
Cellular component (GO): cytosol
Molecular function (GO): 4 iron, 4 sulfur cluster binding; ATP-dependent FeS chaperone activity; ATP binding
Source: RefSeq, a predicted model, not a curated record
UUCAAUAAUAAACAUUUAAUAAACGAUUCGAGGGAAUCCGCUUGCUUAGGGUUUGUCGAAUAGAUUCCUAUGCGAUUUGUCAAUGCCCCUGCCCUGGGCCAACUAUGUAUCCAACAGGUCCUCCGACACCGCAAUCGGCCAAGUCCCCCCGCCAAUCGCCACCCGAUCGUUUGUCAGUUCGGCUUAUCAAGCAUCUCCUCCAUUUUGCGGAACCGCCACUGCUUUCUAUCAGACCUUCAAUAAAUUUCAUUCGGAUACUCUGAUCUGCCUCUAUAUCUGAACUUGUCAAAGAGUGAAUCACUGCUGGCAAACUAGCGUGCUACAUUUCCCUCACUCUUCCGACCGGCUGCUGGUGCAGUACCCCGCCACAUCGGGGUUCGCUCAGUCCUACAGAAACCCAUCGAGGUUCACAUCCAUAGUAUCACGAUAUAAAAAUGGCACCCCAUUUCACAGAACCUACGUCGACCUACCUCGAGCCGCCAUCAAAGGCACCUCCAAAUCUAGUUGCCCCCGAGCCAGAACAUUGUCCAGGCCCAGAAUCCGACCAAGCGGGCCAAGGCGAUGCUUGCGCCGGUUGUCCCAAUCAAUCCAUUUGCUCCUCCGCACCCAAGGGUCCCGACCCUGACAUCCCCCUCAUAACCUCCCGACUCGCGUCCGUUCGUCACAAAAUUCUCGUACUCUCCGGAAAAGGCGGCGUCGGAAAGUCGACUUUUUCAUCUCUCCUCGCGCAUGGCUUCGCAUCAAACCCAGACUCUACAGUCGGGAUCAUGGACACAGAUAUUUGCGGGCCCAGCAUCCCCAAGAUGAUGGGCGUCGAGUCAGAAACCAUCCAUGUUAGCAACGCGGGAUGGAGCCCGGUGUGGGUAUCGGAUAACCUAGGGGUGAUGAGCGUACAAUUCAUGCUCCCGAAUCGUGACGAUGCAGUGAUAUGGCGUGGUCCGAAGAAGAAUGGUCUCAUUAAGCAGUUUUUGAAGGAUGUGGAUUGGGGAGAUAUGGAUUAUUUGAUUGUCGAUACGCCACCUGGGACCUCGGACGAACAUCUUUCGGUAAAUUCCCUGCUGAAGGAAUCCGGGGUUGAUGGUGCUGUUGUCGUUACGACGCCGCAGGAGGUUUCGCUUCUUGAUGUCCGGAAAGAAAUUGAUUUCUGUCGGAAGGCUGGGAUCCGCGUCCUUGGACUCGUUGAGAAUAUGUCUGGGUUUGUUUGUCCGAGUUGUGAUCAUGAGUCGACGAUUUUCCGGGCUACGACGGGUGGCGGAAAGAGGCUUGCGAAGAAAAUGGGGAUUCCAUUUCUAGGCGCUGUCCCUCUGGACCCGAGAGUUGGGAUGGCUUGUGAUUACGGGGAAAGCUUUGUGGAUAAUUUCCCGGACAGUCCAGCGUCUGUGGCUAUCAAGCAGGUUGUAAGGGCUGUUGGAGGGUUUGUUGGUGAGGAUCCAAAUGAUGUUUUACCGAUUGACGCCGAGUAAAUCAUUUACAGUUGACUUGAUCGUUUUGUUGCAUUUUCGUGGAGUUUUUCCUGGCGCUGAUUAGAGUCAUUGCAUUUAUACCAUAUGUUUUCAUUUGAUUUUUGCUUUGAGAAUCGGGUAUUACAUGCAAAUCCCAAGUCUAAUAGAAGAAAGACUUCAGGCAUAUCCAUCUAACAAAGGUCUUCAAUACAUCUCCCAGUUAAUCUGUAUACAACAACCAUCUUAGGCAUGCGAUAAAUCUCACUCUCCGUUAUAGUCAGCAA